AUGGCGUCUGAUCUCAGCUCGUGCGAACCUCCGCCCUGCGCUGGCGCCUUCUUCAGCUCACCCUCUUUAACGCUAGAUCUGGUCGCACAGCUCUGCGAGCUCGAGCCCCGCAAGGCGCUGUCCAGGGUGUCCCUCGCCUCGCGGCGCGCCGCCCUCGCGGCAUGCAGCAGCCUCGAGUUGCACUCCCGCGUCCCCCUGAGCACCCAGCUCGCUUGCGCCGCAGUGUUCAGGGAACAUGGCGCACACCUACGCAGCCUGCAUAUCGAACCAGCUCGUUGGUCGUCCGACAGGGAACAGAACGCGAGGAGCAACGCGGCGGCCUUGGCGCUGCCCCGCCUGGCCGCAAUAGAGACUCUCAACUUCUCCAAGUGCGAGCACGAAGCAACCCCAGACGACAUGGCGGCCCUGUCUGCACUGAAGGGCCUGCGGGAGUUGUACCUGUGUGAUAUGGUGCUCCCUGAUACCGGCUGCCUCGCCGCGCUGCGGCAUCUUGAGGUCCUCAGGUUGAGCAGUGCCAGCGUUGACCCUCGGCUCCGCGACACCCUCGGCCAUCUGCGAUGCCUUACACGCCUCCACCUGCACGAUAUGAGGUUGGAAGGCGGCGGCAAGGGGCGGUUGGACGCGACCCCGCUAUUGGCGCGCGCCGCCAGCCUGCGUGCCCUUUCAAUAUCGCCAGGUGGUGAGAGUCAUCGCAACAAGGUCCGUGUGAUGAAUGAGUGCGCCGUCAAGCUCAUGCGCUUCCUGCUAGGCCUCAAGUUUCUUUCGCUUGAAAAGUGUCGGAUUUCGCCAAUAGGCGCAUGCAGGCUGGCUGGCUGGGUGAGUCUGGAGCACCUGGAGUUGUUUGGGGACCGCAUUGGUGAUGCUGGUGCAGCCGCUUUGACCUCCAUGACCGCGCUCACCAAGCUUGACCUGCACGACAACAACAUUGGUACGCCUGCCGUCAAGGCCCUGGCGUGUUUGACCAACCUGGUGUCCCUUGAUGUGGGGCGCAACCGGCUUAUUGAUGAUGAGGGCGCCAAGGCGCUUGCACGCAUGACGCACCUCACUGCACUUGAU
This is a messenger RNA of Monoraphidium neglectum, 1056 nucleotides long. RefSeq lists its product as hypothetical. The transcript has a single exon. NCBI's taxonomy places the organism in Eukaryota, Viridiplantae, Chlorophyta, Chlorophyceae, Sphaeropleales, Selenastraceae. The record is from RefSeq and is a predicted model, not a curated record. Gene Ontology annotation, molecular function: protein binding. The annotation marks the transcript as partial.